Messenger RNA from Naegleria fowleri, 813 nucleotides. RefSeq lists its product as uncharacterized. The record is from RefSeq and is a predicted model, not a curated record. Bases 1 to 813 code for a protein of 270 amino acids. The transcript has a single exon. Lineage: Eukaryota; Heterolobosea; Eutetramitea; Acrasida; Naegleriidae.
AUGUCACUGAAUCAACCACAAACAGAAAUUGAUUCAACAACGUUGCAGCUCGUCCAUGAUGAACUCCGACAACAAAAGGCAAAGCUCGAACGGAAUAUUCAACAACUCGGAAAUGAAAAAUCAGAAUUAGUGGAAACACUACAAUCUCAUACAGAUACCAUACAAAUGUUGCAAGAAAGAAUCAUGAGUGCUCAGACCGAUCUUGUAGAUUUAGAAGAGAGUCUUUAUCAACAAAUUAAGAAGGAACAGCAGCGUUUGUUGGAAGAGGAGGAACAAGAACGUCGGAAAAGGGAAGAAGAAAAUUAUCAAAGGAAGAAACAGGAAGAAGAGAAAAAGACUCAAUUACAGUCGAGUAGUGGUCAUAGUGGCGUUGUUUCCUCUCAAACACCUUCCAAGAAUAGCAAGAAUAACAAAUCGAUAGAUCCAUUGUGGGCAGAUCGUUUCUCAUCUGAGAAUUCCCUCCAGAGAGAAUAUGAAUCUCUCUUGAUUCAAAAAGAUUCUAUUCAAAAAGAACUAGACAAGUUAAUGGAAGAAAACGAUGGAUUGAAGCAAAAAUUAAUUUCACAGCAUGAAGUGUUGAAAAUGCUUCGAACGCGCGUAUUAACAGCAACUCAAGAUUUGAAAGAAUUACAAAACGAAAUGGAAAAUGUCCAGGUACAACAGCACUCUGCACGACAUAAUGAAAUUUGUCACGACAACAAUAGCUUGCUCAGUAUUGAAUAUAUAAUGAAUCAUGAAGGCGAUUUUACAAAUCCUCAACAAGUGAUUAAGAUUUUGAAAGAUCAUAUCCGAAAAUUGACAAGUCACAAAUAG